AUCGCCAAACGCAUCAAGGCUGAAGUGCUAAAGGUUCAUGGACGCUAGUAAUGACUACGUAGAGACGUCCGACGCCGAGGAACUUGAGCUAAUCAAUAAUAACAGGAUUGAACCUUUUCUCCAUGUCUCUCCAGAUCCGCCUUCACCUGAUCACCAUACGCCGAGGCGAACGAUCAGCAGUCAUGUCCUGGACCUGGAAAAUUCUUCACCUCGGAAGCGGAUCAAGCUUGAUCAUUUGCCUGAGCUUGCCUUGUGUAGUCACAUCAUUACAACCCAGAACACGCAGGAUAUGCUCGAAGGCAACCAUCUGGUCUCUAUGGCGCUCGCAUCAUCUUCUCCUGUAGAUGCUGCUCCGACUGUCCUUGGUGUGGAACUUGGGGAGUCCCAGGACCCGAUAGACUUCCUGACUGCAUCACCAUCCCAGCCUUCUCUGUUGCCUUCGCUUGCGGACCCUGAUGGUACACCUCACACCCCGGACAAAUCUACUGUGAAUGCUUCUACUUCAAAACCACCUUCGAGGUCUUUAGCUCAAUCGGAAACAAAGCCACUCUCGCAGCCAUGGCCUCUAUUCUCCGCGACUUCUCGUCAUUCAGCCUCUCCCAUUAGGUCCUCUCCUCCUCAGGCACAAGCCCCUGAUGCAUUAUCAGAGGAGGAUGACCAUGAACCGCUGGAUAAUCCCCAACACGUCGGCCUUGUCCUCAAUGAGCAACCCUCCUCUCCGCUCAGCGAACCUGGUGGUACUGGUCCGUCAGAGCAUGCCGUAGAAAACGAGCUUGGGGCACGCGAAGAGUAUGUGUCGGUGCAUACUGCAGACGAUAGUUCCGCAGCAGUUGCCCAACGGCUGGAAGAAGAGGAGCGACAGGCGAGGUACUCUUUUCGCAGUAGGCAGCCAAGGCAAAAGAACCCGUACAAGCAUGACCAGCUUCAGUACCGGAUGCAGAUGGAACAGCAUCCCGACGCAGUCGUCAACAUCCGCCAUGGAGACAGCAACCGGAGGCGCGAGCAUGAAGGUGACAGUCAGGAAACCUGGGCCAUGAAUCAAGACGAGGAAGAUGGAGAUUACGAAGAGGAAACUCCCCGACCAGCCCGUCGUAGCUCACCAUCAUUUGCAAACAGUGUCGGAGAAGAGACUAGAGAUCAAGGUCGCAAUUUUGAUUCGCUUGUGGACCUGUCUGCAAGCGAUGACGAGGCCAGACAUGCGGUGCGCACUCUCCUAAAGGACAAGAAUGUAAAGAAGGACGAAGAUAAGAGCCUGAAGCAGAUGAAGAAGAAGCGCUUGCAAUCUUUCCCCGAGCUGGACACUGAGCCAUCUGAAAGCCUCCCCCAUUUUGUACCUCGAACCCGACGGAAACGCCCCUUAGAGGUAUUUAGCCCUUCCCCGCCUUUGCAGGUUCCAAUGAGUUAUCACGACGAAGGCGCGUCAUCUUCUGCUCCUGGGUCCCCAGGGCCUCGCACCGACACCGAUCCUGGCGACAUUCCUCCUACGACUCCUGCUCCUUCGUCAGCGCCAGACCUGUCUUUUGAUGGAUAUUUCCCUCGGGAUGAUGGUCACGACAAAGAACCGGAUCCAGAUUUCUCAUAUCUUGACAUGGAUCAUCAGUUCUCUUUCGCAAGUCCUCGUGAUGGAUCAUCUGCGAGCAUGUCUCCUGAACGUGCACCCUCGGUGGAGCAUGGCAUCUUUCAGGCAGAUGAACACGACCCGGUGACGAAGGAAAGUAGAGAGGACAGGAAACGUCGGAAGGCCCUUGAGCGCAUGUACCCUAAAUUCAUGUUCCCAAAAAUCAUGAAUCGCCUUGGGGAUCAGCAGCGCCAUCAGCGCAAGUAUGACAGGGAUGAAGAUGGGACUCCUGGUCCGGGUCACGCUCGGACUCGGAUUGGUACCAAAGGCCGAGAUAUCGAAAUUAGAGGUGAUUCGGAGAGCUCUGACGACGAACCCCCUUCGCAUCAGUCUCGAAAUGUUCGCAACGAUUCGCCUGCCUCCUUGCGCUUUCCUAGCCCGAUUCCGAUGUCAGAUCCAGAAGCCAUUGAAGUCCGUACAAGGCGAGUUACCGUAUCUGACCAUAGGCGCCCUUCUCUUCGGGACAGUGACGACGUCGACAUGAAUAUAGGAAGAAACAGUGACGUAAUCAACAUCAGCAGCGACAGCGACGAAGACAGCGACGACCAUGUCAGCGAGACGUACUACGCCGACCUUAUGAGAGACGGGUCAAGUCCUUCACGUCGGAGGACAAUGCAGGACCAAAGUCAGAUCGAUUGGAUGAUCUCCCGGACACGCACAAUGGGAUCGUCGGCAAAAUCCAAGUCUAACCAUCGCACUUCCAAGCAAUCCCGCCGGAACGACAAGCCACGUUUACAUAUUAUCACUGAGGGCGCGAAGAGAUAUGGGACAGAGCGUCAGACCCUUCUACCUUUCAAGACCGUCUCAAAGGGGGGGAAAGACGCUAACUCGGACCGUACCUUUCAUGCUGUUGACUAUGAAACUUAUGACUUGUCCGACGAUGAACCUACUUCAAAGGGCCGUCGAAACGUGAACGUCGAGUUAGUUAAGAAGCUCAAGAAGCGCACAAGGCAGGAGGAGGUGUACCACUUCCAGUCAGAAUCUACCCGGAUUGCUUCUCGAUAUCGGGAGCGGGCUCGUCGACGUCCGGAAAAAACGCUGGUUAUUGAUCAGUCCGCUGCCGAUAUACUUCAAGCUCUAGAUCCUGCUCCAAAACACCAGCAUACAUCUCGCUCACAACGCCUUCCACCAUCUCGCACAUCCUCAAAAACUCGACAAAAGGCGGUUCCUCGUCCUUAUGUCGACAUCGAGCUGGAGCAGAGCGUGCCGAAUUCUGCGAAGCGACUUCACAAGAGGCAAGUCCACAUCAGAACAGAUCUAAACAUAUCCUUCCUUCCUUCUGGUAUAAGGUUUGCAGAGACUACAUAUCUUGGCAAGGGUUGUCUGUAUGAACUCGUGCUGCUCAUGUCGGGACAAGGUGAUGGCCCCGUUCCACCUACAUUCGCCAUCAACGGGCUUGAGCUUGGACCAAGCGCUUCUGCAGACCUUUUCUUGUCUGUCCUCGUUCCAUUUUGCGAUCGUGUGGUCGACUCCGUUGCGCAGCAGCAGGACUUCCCGCCUACAUCUGAAUCUAAUGAUUGGUUCCAAAAUAUGCGAUCAAUGACGCGACUCUUCUCGUGGCUUUGCAGCGUUGCAACGUCUCAAGACUUUGAGACCUUGAGCAAUUCCACGCUAGAGUGUUGUCGGGGAUUUGUAGCAUCUUUGUCUGAGCAUCAACUCACCUCCUUCUCUCCAAGUGCUUUCUGGUUCGCUAUCGAGUUAACGGCGAGGAUUAUGUUUGCCGAGAACAAUCGACCCGAACGUUCUUCGUUUACCACCAAUGAUCUGUACAAGUUCAUCGUCAUGCUCAUGCAGCACCUCCAACAAGGGACUCUCCGGGAUGCCGUGUCCUUCCUAACAGACGUCCACGCGCAGGUGGAAAUGGCUUCGAUCGAGGCUCAGAUUGCGGAGUCGUGGAUUUGCAUCUUUCAUCUCUUGGAUGGUUGCCAUGACCGGUUUCAAGGAGGGAAAUCUGCACCCUCUGGCUCUUCUCACCCUUUCUGGCAACUUGUGCAACAGCUACUCAAGGACGACGCAGGCGUUCUUGAUACUGGAUUUCAUGCCAGUGAAAGGACUUGGGAUCUAGUUUAUGGGUUGUGUGCUUUGUCCCAAUUCAAUGUCAACGGAAUGUCGACAUCCACGUGCCGACUGCCCCCAUCUUGGAGCACAAUAGCCUUGGCUCUGGGGCAGGUCCCUUUGGAAGCUAUACCUGUUGACAACAAGUCACCUUCCGAGUUCAUUGUGGAUGAAAAAAGCGUUGAUACGCGGGAUGGCUACAUCGCCAUCGUCGUUCGGAGGUGCUUCCUACUGUGGAGCCGGUGGCAUUGGAACCUUGAGGAUGCGUUGACUCUGCUCAACAAGCUAGUCGAAAUCUUCAGGAGCAGGAACUUUGCAAACCUACGCAACGAGAAGGACGACUUCAUGGGCUUUAUGCUGUACGAUGACGUAAAAUCGCUCUCAUUCCACGAACCCACAGACACGGCUUGCGAGCUUUUCCUCAAGCUAGUCUUCCAAGCCGCGCGAUCUAGCGAGCACAGUGGCGGCCUCGCAUCUGCAAAGCUUCUCCCCCGUGCCAAGAAGGCUCUUCAAUUAGCGGUGCCAGUCAGUUCUGUGCAUUUCACGAAAGCCAAUCCUCCCAAAGAGCACGAGAUCUCUAUGUUGAUCAAUCGAUUCAACGCUAUCGCGAUCUCAAUCCAUGUCGAUCCCACCGCCAGCAACCUGGAAUAUCGCCUCAGACAAGCAAAGAGUUACCUUGACUUCGCCGCAGCUGACAAAGAUACUCGCAUGGCGUGUAUCCGCGCCGCCAUGUUUUUCACUACCAUUGCUCGACAUCAUCGCCUAUCGAUUAAGCCCCUCACCGCUUGGUUGUCGGAAAUUACAAAUGUACUUGUGGACGAGUACACAGCUAUGGAAGCUAGCACGAACAAAGAGAACAAGCCUGCGAUUUAUGCUCACGAUAAAGAACUACUGGCGUUGCUAGUCUUUGCGGUUCUCGGUUGUGUGCGUCGCAUGAUGGCGACAAACUCUCUGGAUGGUGAGCCGCGGCAAGAUUAUCCUGACCCUCUUCUCCUUCAAGGCCCUUGGAUCACUCGCGUAUUCGCCACGUCCACCAAUCUGGUGAUUUCUUCGAUGGCCAGGAAGGAAGUCCGCCGUUUCGUUCAGGCGUUUUUGGAUGCUCGUGCCAGCGCUCUUACCCCUCCGAACGGCGUUGAGCCUGCCAUCGAUGCCCCAGAGAGUCAAGACGAAUGGGACUGUUUCUUCGACACGCACUUUGAUGAAUCUCAGCUCGCACAGCUGGAUGGUCUCGAGCAGACGGGUAUGAGAGUGGAGCAAGCUCAAAAGGCGGAUGUGAGGGGCAAUGAGGAAAGUUUAAGCCAUGUCAUUAAGGAGGUUAUCACCCCAGCUAUAUACAGGCUCGUGUGCAGGUACUUCAAUGAUGAUCAUACCGCCGAGUCGAUGGAAGACUUCUGCUUCCACGCAGAUCAGUGGAUUGAUUGCUGGGUCGGCUGUGGCAACGUCUCAGUCCAGAACGGAAAAAGAACCUGGGAUUUUUUCUUUACGCUUGGCCCUCCGGCCUGGGAGAAGAUCAUCAAUCCUUCGUGGCGGCGCCGAGUCGGUUUGCGAUUCAAUUACAUGCUCUUAAGACUAGACCCCAAAGCCUACGAAAAAUACUCUGACCGUUUCGUGGAAAACAUGUUGGAGGCAUUGAUAGUUGAUACGAUCACUAUCGAAAAGGAAUACGUGGCCUUGGUUAUUGACCUAGAUAAAUCCCGACACCUAUUAUUUCAGGGGCUGAGCAAAGAGAUCACUACUCCCCUGACGAUCAUCCGUGCUGAUUUUCCCGUAAUUCGUGUUACGAUUCUAAGAGCUGUCCUCAUCAACAUCGCACAAUGCCUUCGAGCGGGAAGCAGCCAAAGUCAACUUUAUGCCGGUUUCUUGGCGACCAUGAUGACAGCGAUGCGAGAUAUUUAUACAUCUUCCACCGAUACGUCGCGCAAAAGGUCGCCUCUCUGGCUACAUAUCCUGGGGUCAAACGAUUCUUGUUGAGCAUGGUAUAGUUGAGCAUGGUACUACUUCAAAUGGAC
Coniophora puteana RWD-64-598 SS2 is the source of this 5682-nucleotide messenger RNA. RefSeq lists its product as uncharacterized. The coding region runs from base 38 to 5644 and encodes 1868 amino acids. Lineage: Eukaryota; Fungi; Basidiomycota; Agaricomycetes; Boletales; Coniophoraceae. The transcript is spliced from 10 exons. Gene Ontology annotation, cellular component: Cul8-RING ubiquitin ligase complex; nucleus. Gene Ontology annotation, biological process: replication fork processing; double-strand break repair via homologous recombination. The record is from RefSeq and is a predicted model, not a curated record.